Molecule: messenger RNA, 4305 nt
Organism: Raphanus sativus (radish)
Lineage: Eukaryota; Viridiplantae; Streptophyta; Magnoliopsida; Brassicales; Brassicaceae
Product: phospholipid-transporting ATPase 1
Exons: 6
Coding region: 578-4042 (1154 amino acids)
Biological process (GO): phospholipid translocation
Cellular component (GO): plasma membrane
Molecular function (GO): ATP hydrolysis activity; ATPase-coupled intramembrane lipid carrier activity; ATP binding
Source: RefSeq, a predicted model, not a curated record
GAAUAAAAGAUUGGUCGAAGUCGCCAGCCAUUGGCGACUUCUUCUUCUUCUUCUUCCGACCUACUCCUGUUCUUCGUCUCUAGAUCUCUCUCUAUCUCACAAGUCGUCUCCUUGUCGUUCCUUUCUUCGUCUUCGUUAAGACGGAAAACUCACAUUUAAUUAGCAUUUAUCUUUCCUCUUUCUCCUCUCAUUUUAUUCCUUGUUUAAAAAAUUUAUUUCCUCUGCUUCUUCGUAUUCGCUUACGUCACCUCUCUUCACCUCUUUGGUUGAUUUAUUUUGGCGCAAACAAAAAGAAAAGCGAAAAAUCUCAACGAUCCGGAUCCACCCAAAAUUAAGCUCAGAGCAGAGGGUCAAUCAAUCAAUCUCCCCGCAUCAAUUCCCAUUCUUGUGUCGUGUCGUAAAGGUUGGGCCUUUUUGUCUCUCCGAUUGAGGAUCUCUCUCCCUCUCGAUCUGCCCCCCAAAACAAAAAGGUCCAUCAUUUCGCUGGAUCAAGGGGGUGGGGGUUUUUGAGCUCGAAUCAUCCCUUUGAGGUUCUGUUUCAAAUGAACCCGUAAAGUUCCCUCCUUUUUUUUCAUCCAUGGAGAACUCGAUCGACAAACCACCGCCUCAUCCUCAUCAUCAUCGCAACGAUUCCAUUUCUUCGAGAUGGAGCCUCUCUUCCAAAGACCCUUCCCUCAGAGAAGUCACUUUCAACGAUCCAGGAUCAAAGCGCAUCCGCCACGGAUCAGCCGACUCCGAGAUGCUCACCAUGUCUCAGAAAGAGAUCAAAGACGAGGACGCUCGUCUUGUUUACAUCAACGACCCCGACAAAACCAACGAGAGCUUCGAGUUCACUGGCAAUUCCAUCAAGACAGCAAAGUACUCUGUCUUCACCUUCUUGCCUAGGAACCUCUUCGAACAGUUCCACAGAGUCGCUUACGUUUACUUUCUUGUCAUAGCCGUGCUCAACCAGCUCCCUCAGCUUGCGGUUUUCGGUAGAGGCGCGUCCAUCAUGCCGCUCGCGUUUGUUCUCCUUGUCUCUGCUAUUAAAGACGCUUACGAGGAUUUCAGGAGGCAUAGGUCGGAUAGAGUCGAGAACAAUAGGCUUGCUUUAGUCUUCGAGGAUGGUCAGUUUCGAGAGAAGCAGUGGAAGUAUAUUCGCGUUGGGGAGGUUAUCAAAGUUGUGUCUAACCAGUCGCUUCCUUGUGACAUGGUCCUCUUGGCCACGAGUGAUCCCACCGGGGUUGUAUAUGUUCAGACGACUAACUUGGAUGGAGAGUCUAAUCUGAAGACGAGGUACGCCAAGCAGGAGACGCUUCAGAAGGCUAAUGAUCUGGAGACGUUUGAUGGGUUUAUUAAAUGUGAGAAACCGAAUAGGAACAUAUACGGGUUUCAAGCGAACAUGGAGAUCGAUGGGAGAAGGCUCUCUCUUGGACCUUCUAAUAUUAUUCUCAGAGGAUGUGAGCUCAAGAACACUGAGUGGGCCUUAGGGGUUGUUGUCUACGCUGGCGGCGAGACGAAAGCUAUGCUUAACAACUCAGGAGCGCCGUCCAAGAGGAGUAGGCUGGAGACUCGGAUGAAUCUAGAGAUCAUUCUGCUGUCUUUGUUUCUCAUCGCCUUGUGUACGACCGCGGCCGCCACGGCUGCUGUGUGGUUGAGGCGGCACAGGGAUGACCUGGACACGAUUCUCUUUUAUAGGAGAAAGGACUACUCGGAGAGGCCAGGAGGGAAGAAUCAUAAUUACUAUGGUUGGGGUUGGGAGAUAUUCUUCACUUUCUUUAUGGCGGUCAUCGUGUACCAGAUCAUGAUACCCAUUUCUCUCUACAUAUCCAUGGAGCUUGUCCGUAUUGGUCAAGCGUACUUCAUGACUCGAGAUGAUCAGAUGUACGACGAGUCUUCGAAUUCAAGUUUCCAGUGCAGGGCUUUGAACAUAAACGAAGAUUUGGGGCAGAUUAAGUAUUUAUUCUCUGAUAAGACUGGUACUCUCACUGACAACAAGAUGGAGUUUCAAUGUGCCUGCAUAGGAGGUGUUGAUUACUCUGACUGGGAGUCUGAGCAUGCUGGUUACUCCAUUGAAGUUGAUGGAAAUAUUUUGAAGCCAAAGAUGAGGGUGAGAGUUGAUCCUGUGCUUCUUGAAUUGACGAAAAAUGGCUAUGCAACCAAAGAAGCAAAACGUGCGAACGAGUUCUUCCUCUCGCUGGCAGCUUGCAAUACAAUUGUGCCGAUCGUUACCAACACAUCUGAUCCCAAUGUAAAGCUGGUAGAUUAUCAAGGGGAGUCCCCUGAUGAACAAGCGUUAGUCUAUGCAGCAGCUUCAUAUGGUUUCUUGCUCAUUGAGAGAACCUCUGGUCAUAUAGUUAUUAAUGUGCGAGGAGAAAUGCAAAGGUAUAAUGUUUUGGGAUUGCAUGAGUUUGAUAGUGACCGAAAAAGAAUGUCGGUGAUACUGGGAUGCCCCGACAUGUCGGUGAAACUCUUUGUAAAAGGUGCAGACUCAUCCAUGUUUAGUGUCAUGGAUGAAUCCUACGGCGACGUUAUAGAAGAGACCAAGAGACAACUUCAUGCCUACUCCUCUGAUGGUUUGAGAACUCUUGUUGUUGGGAUGAGAAAGCUGAACGAUUCAGAGUUUGAGCAUUGGCGUUCUUCGUUUGAGUCGGCAAGCACCGCCUUGAUUGGUAGGGCAGGAUUGCUAAGAAAGGUUGCUGGAAACAUCGAGACUAACCUUAGGAUAGUAGGAGCCACUGCGAUCGAAGACAAACUGCAGCGUGGUGUCCCGGAAGCAAUAGAGUCUCUGAGAAUCGCAGGGAUAAAAGUAUGGGUCCUGACUGGUGACAAGCAAGAAACUGCCAUAUCUAUUGGCUUCUCAUCGAGGCUACUGACAAGAAACAUGAGGCAGAUUGUGAUAAAUAGCAACUCGUUGGAUUCUUGUCGGAGGAGCUUAGAAGAAGCAAACGCCAGUAUUGAAAGUAAUGACGAAAGUGUAGCUUUAAUUAUUGACGGUACCAGUCUCAUAUAUGUACUCGACAAUGAUCUUGAAGAUGUGCUCUUCCAAGUGGCAUGUAAAUGCUCUGCGAUACUCUGCUGCCGUGUUGCUCCUUUCCAGAAAGCUGGAAUCGUUGCACUUGUAAAGAACCGGACUUCCGACAUGACUCUCGCCAUUGGUGAUGGUGCCAAUGACGUCUCCAUGAUCCAAAUGGCUGAUGUUGGGGUAGGGAUCAGUGGCCAAGAAGGUCGCCAAGCUGUGAUGGCAUCUGAUUUCGCAAUGGGACAGUUCAGAUUCUUAGUUCCGCUAUUGCUCGUCCAUGGACACUGGAAUUACCAAAGGAUGGGCUACAUGAUACUAUACAAUUUCUAUAGAAAUGCAGUUUUCGUUCUAAUUUUAUUUUGGUACGUUUUGUUUACUUGCUACACAUUGACAACGGCCAUCACGGAAUGGAGUAGUGUCUUGUACUCAGUCAUAUACACAUCAGUUCCUACAAUAAUUAUCGGUAUUCUUGACAAAGACCUCGGAAGGAGGACUCUUCUCAAUCAUCCUCAGCUCUACGGUGUUGGCCAGAGGGGAGAGGGAUACUCCACAACGCUCUUCUGGUAUAUGAUGUUUGACACAAUCUGGCAAAGUGCAGCCAUCUUCUUCAUUCCUCUCUUUGCUUAUUGGGGCAGUACCAUCGACACGUCGAGCCUAGGAGAUCUAUGGACCAUUGCUGCAGUUGUGGUUGUCAAUCUUCACUUGGCCAUGGAUAUAAUAAGAUGGAACUGGAUCACUCACGCAGCCGUAUGGGGAUCCAUUGUUGCAGCUUGUAUAUGUGUUAUUGUGAUCGAUGUUAUACCCACACUCCCUGGUUACUGGGCAAUUUUCGAAGUGACCUCGACAUGGAUGUUCUGGUUUUGCUUGCUUGCCAUUGUUGUGACGUCAUUGCUUCCUAGAUUCGCUAUUAAGUAUCUCUGUGAGUAUUACAGACCUUCAGAUGUUCGGAUUGCUAGGGAGGCUGAAAAGCUUGGAACUUUCAUAGAACCCCAAAGCAUGGAAAUUGAAAUGAACCAAGUUGGGGAUCCUGUAAGGAGAUAAUAUCAGGAAAGGGCAACAUCUCUCAAAUCAAAAAUUCUUUUAUACAACACCCUUCAGCGGAAGUAAAUACAAAAGAUUAUAUAUUCCCAUUUUUCCCCACCUUGGUUGCUUACUAUUUCAAAGAGUAGGUUUUGUUUGAUUGUAGUGUAACAAUGUUGUUACAUAAAUCUCUGGCUGUAAUUCUCCACUUUGUUGUAACAUACCCACAAGCUUUACUUUGUAAAGAGAAAGAACAUCGAGAUUUGAUCUUAUUUCGUCGUUAA